CAUGAGUGGAGCAAACGAAUUUGACAUGAAAAGAAAAUUGCAAUACCAUUAAACUAUUUUGCAAUAAUUUCGUAUAACAUUUAAACAUUUAUAAAUUAAAGUGAAAGUAAAAAUCAAGUUCAUUAACAAGGACAGUGUCAUCUGCCAGCUUUACAUUUAUGAAUUCUAGUUAUUUAUAUUAUAAUUUGUUAUCGGUCAUUUGCGUAAGAGUAAAAGAAAGUUGGUUAAAUAGUACCGUUGUAGGUCAAUGGUAUGACUCGUACACUUCGUUAACGUGUAGUUCUGACGUCGACAGCAGACGAGCAGCGGGCGAGACGGUGGGUUCACCAGUCUGUACAGAUCGGCACAAAGUGCAGACGUCGGUGCGUAAAGUGCUCCUGAAUUUAACGUAUAUCUAUAAACGUGAAAUAUAAUCCCUUUGAAAUUAUGUCGACGAAAGUCCAAAACGUAGGCAUUCUUGCCAUGGAACUUUACUUUCCUUCACAAUACGUGGAUCAAGUGGAUUUAGAAAAAUUUGACGAAGUCGGCACGGGCAAAUAUACAAUUGGUCUCGGGCAGAGUAAAAUGGGCUUCUGUUCUGACAGAGAAGAUAUAAAUUCCAUCUGCAUGACUGCUCUACAUAGACUUAUUGAGAAGAACAACAUUAAUUUGCAUGAUAUUGGAAGACUUGAGGUUGGUACUGAGACAAUUAUUGAUAAAAGCAAAAGUGUGAAGACGUUUUUGAUGACAUUGUUUGCCAAGGAAGGAGCCACAGAUAUAGAAGGUAUUGACUCCACAAAUGCUUGUUAUGGAGGUACUGCAGCACUUUUUAAUUCAAUUAAUUGGGUUGAGUCCUCUUCCUGGGAUGGUAGAAAAGCUAUUGUUGUGGCUGGGGAUAUAGCAGUGUAUGGUAAAGGGCCAGCAAGACCGACAGGUGGUGCUGGAGCAGUGGCAAUGUUGAUUGGUCCCGAUGCCCCCUUAGUUUUUGACUGUGGUGUCCGUGCAUCAUAUAUGACACAUGCUUAUGACUUCUAUAAGCCCGAUUUAGCUUCUGAAUUUCCCUAUGUUGAUGGAAAAUUGUCUAUCAAGUGUUAUUUAAGUGCUCUAGACAAUUGUUAUAAUCUGUUCUGUAAGAAAAUGAGGAAGGAUAACCCUGAUUUCAAAGGUUUAUUAAGUUUGGAUGGUAUGUUAUUCCACUCUCCUUAUUGUAAAUUGGUACAAAAGUCUCUGGGUAGAGUGUGUUUUAAUGAUUUCCUUAAUGCAUCACCCGCGGAUCGUGAAAAGCAAUUUCCUGGACUAUCUCAGUUUAACAAUCACAAAAGAGAAGAAACAUAUUUUGAUAGAGAUGUAGAAAAGGCAUUCAUGAUUUACAGUGAAAAAUUAUUCAAUGAGAAAACAAAACCUUCAUUGCAUGUUGCUAAGAAUGUGGGAAAUAUGUACACUCCAUCUUUGUAUGGUGGCCUGGUGUCAUAUUUGGUUAGCAAAUCACCAGAUCAAUUGAUUGGUAAGAAGUUUGCUCUAUUUUCAUAUGGCUCUGGUCUUGCAUCUACUAUGUAUUCUAUAAGCAUAUGCAAAGAUAUGAGUGCCGGGUCAAAGUUGGAGCGCUUAAUAAAUUCUUUGAACAACACAAUUGCAAUGUUGGACAAGAGACAAUGUGUUGACCCACAAGUGUUCUCUGACCUUAUGGAUGUGAGAACAAAGAAUUAUCACACUGCUCCUUAUGAGCCCUCUGGGUCAAUAGAUGUCUUGUUCCCAGGCACAUACUACCUGGUCCGGAUAGAUGAACAAAGGAGACGUACAUAUGAAAGAAAGCUUUAAAGAUUUACUAGAUAUUUUACUAUAGCAUUUGGUGUAGGAAUUAAUUUCAAUUAUUAUAACUUUGAAGCAUUACCAAAUAAUGUUACAAUAGUGAGCUUAGUAAUUCCAUAUUUGUUUGUUUUGUUUAGUUUAUGUGUUUAAUGAUUUCAUUAAAUUCUUUGUGAACACUACCUUAAGGUAACUAUAUUAUGUAGGUAGGAAUCUUAUUGUUUGGAUUUGGAAGUGUUGUGGAAUGUGAAAUAUUGUGCAAUAAAGCAUGGUUGUGGAGAAUGGUUUAUGGAUAUUCUCUCAAUCUCAAUUUAAUGUAAUUAAUUAAAUAAUUUAGUAUUUAUUAAUGUUUGUACAUGGCAGGGUUAUGGACUCGGGGAGUCUAAAUAUACAACAAUAUAUAUAUAACAUGCAAAUAUAUAUAUCAAGUACAUAUUAUGAAUAUUGUAUGUAUAAGUAACAUAUUCCCUUCCAAAAUUUAGUUAUCAGCAAAUGAUCAUCACAAAUAUCAAUUUAGUCACAAGAAGCCUUAGAAAUAAGAUAUACCAUCAUUCAAAUGUACUAGCGCUGUAAUAUUACAAAAUAUAUUUAAAUUUUC
This is a messenger RNA of Papilio machaon (common yellow swallowtail), 2383 nucleotides long. It is a transcript of the gene Hmg-s, whose product is annotated as hydroxymethylglutaryl-CoA synthase 1. The transcript has a single exon. Gene Ontology annotation, biological process: acetyl-CoA metabolic process. Lineage: Eukaryota; Metazoa; Arthropoda; Insecta; Lepidoptera; Papilionidae. The record is from RefSeq and is a predicted model, not a curated record. Bases 427 to 1797 code for a protein of 456 amino acids. Gene Ontology annotation, molecular function: hydroxymethylglutaryl-CoA synthase activity.